AUGGCUCUUGCUUAUUUGGCUUGGGAACAGAUUUUUUUGGAAGAAAGAGUUCUUAUAAUUGGAAGACGUUUAGAAAGAAGAAUACUUAGGGAUGGUCAUAAUCCUUUUGAAUUACCAAAUGAUGAAUUCAUGGGUGCAUUUCGUUUGAGCCAACAAUUGGUUAUAAAUAUAAUUGAUGCAUUGAGGACAUCAUUACAGCAUAAGAGAACAUCUGGAUUAUCUCCUGAAUUACAAGUAUUAGUUUGUCUUCAUUUUUAUGCACAAGGGAGUUACCAAAAAGGAUUAGGUGGUAAUAGUAUAUUAAAUAUUAGCCAACCUUCGGUUAGUCGAUGCAUACAUUAUGUUACUGAAGCUAUAAAUCAGCGUUUGUUACGAAAAUGGAUUAAAUUUCCAAUGACUGGUGCUGAAAGACAAAGAGCUCGAGAAAAUUUUGCACACGCUCCUCAAUCAUUUGAAGGUACAAUUGGUGCCAUUGAUUGUACAUACAUACAUAUACUUGCUCCUCGGCAACAUGAAGAAGCAUAUGUUAACCAUCAUGGUAAACAUUCAUUAAAUGUGCAAGCUAUUGUAAAUUCGAAACUACAAGUUCUAAAUAUUAAUGCAAGAUAUCCUGGUGCUAGAAAUGACUCGUAUAUUUGGAGUAUGUCACCUGUGCGUCGUGGAAUGGAGUACCAUUAUAAUAAUGGUGAACGCCAAACAUGGUUAAUAGGAGAUGCUGGUUAUCCGUUAGAACCAUGGCUGAUGACUCCAUUGCCACACUAUCCAGAAGGUACUAGACAGUUUGAGUAUACUAAGAAAAUUUGUAAAGCUAGGAAUGUAGUAGAACGAUUUUUUGGGGUGUUAAAAAGCAUGUGGAGAUGUUUGUCUUAUCAGAGAGUGCUUAUGUAUUCACCUGAUAUGGCAGGUAAAAUUGUCAAUGCAUGUGCUACUCUUCAUAAUAUUCGUAUCCAUUGCAAUCUACCUACUCUUGAAGAUUUUGAUGUCAUUGAUCAAGAAAACAAUCAAGAUGAAUUACUUGAAAAUCAACCUGAACCUGAAUUUGACCCAGCUCUAAUCGGCAAUGAAAGAGGACCUCGAGCAAUUGCUCAACGUAUACAAAAACAAUUAAUGUUGGAACAGUUUGGAAACCAUAGAGAUGGAAACAAUGAUCAAUAA
Rhopalosiphum padi (bird cherry-oat aphid) is the source of this 1155-nucleotide messenger RNA. RefSeq names its product putative nuclease HARBI1. The transcript has 4 exons. NCBI's taxonomy places the organism in Eukaryota, Metazoa, Arthropoda, Insecta, Hemiptera, Aphididae. The record is from RefSeq and is a predicted model, not a curated record. Bases 1 to 1155 code for a protein of 384 amino acids.